This is a messenger RNA of Notolabrus celidotus (New Zealand spotty), 3459 nucleotides long. RefSeq names its product pleckstrin homology domain containing, family G (with RhoGef domain) member 6 (gene plekhg6). Bases 392 to 3163 code for a protein of 923 amino acids. The transcript has 11 exons. The record is from RefSeq and is a predicted model, not a curated record. Gene Ontology annotation, biological process: Rho protein signal transduction; endothelial cell migration. Gene Ontology annotation, cellular component: axon; endocytic vesicle; plasma membrane. Lineage: Eukaryota; Metazoa; Chordata; Actinopteri; Labriformes; Labridae. Gene Ontology annotation, molecular function: guanyl-nucleotide exchange factor activity.
GUUAGCUAACAUUAGCAUUUGACUUAUAGCUAAUAUGGGCUAUGAAGGGUUCAUAGCAUUCAUAUCUGAUAUCUUCAAACUCAGAAUUAUGCUUGCUAAAAGCAUUUUUAACAUGAAACUAUUUUUGUGUGUGUCUUGCUUUAUUGUUGUGUCUACUAAAGGCUGAAGAAGAGGGACACAUAUUGAGAUAUUCAGCACUGUGUUCUUUUUUCACCGGCUACGUUGUCUGUGAAAAAUUCAGUGUUGUCAUAUUAUUGUAAUGCUUCCCCCUCUGUUACUGUAAAUGACCUUUUCAGAGUCAACAUAUCUUUAAUACUCUUUCAGUGUAUUUAAUGCUUGCCUUCUUGGCCUCCUCUCUCCUCCUCUCCUGUCUUGUGUUCAUGUCCAGACCAUGUCUAAGAUGCAGAGACACCAGCAGGAGGCGCUGUGGGAGUUUGUCCACACCGAGCUCACCUACAUCAACAAGCUACUUAUCAUCAGAGACCUGGUUAUUGCAGCUCUUGUCAACCUGCGCCAGCGUGGAUUUCUCCUUGGGAUGACCCCUGAGAUGCUUUUCUCUAGCCUUCCCUCCAUCAUCAUCGCACACCAGCUCUUCUGGCAGGAGGUGAUUUAUCCCAUGUUACAGGAGGUCCGGACUACAGGAAAACCCUUUGACCCCGUGAUGUUAGAGGAUGGUUGCCUGCAGUUCCAUGAGCGUUUCUCCUCCUAUCAGCAUUACUGCUGGGAAGAGGAAAACAACCAGGAGUUCACACGCAGGCAGAUGGAGAGCAACCCUCACUUUCUCACUUACGUACAGUGGGUGGAGACUCACCCUCAGUGUGAUCGAAUGCGGCUCGGUGACAUGCAGGCCAAACCCCAUCAGAGGAUCACAAAGUACCCUCUACUGCUAAAGGCUAUGCUGAAAACAACCCAGGACUCUGAAGUGCAGCACAGACUCAGAGGCAUGUUAUCAUGUUUAAACAGUUUUCUGGAAAGCAUCAACGACUACCUGAGGCUAAAGGAUGAGGAACUCGCUCUUGCCAUCUCAGCACGGAGGGUGGAGGGAUAUGAGGUGGAGGGAAUAAAUGAAGAAAUAGACAAGCUGGUCCGUGAGAUCUCCCAGUUUGACCUGACCUGCCCCAUCAGAGGAGUUGGUCCUGAAGUUGUUCGUAAGCUGCUGCUGGAGGAGAACUUAAAGAUUCGAGGGAGGAAAGACAGCAAGCUGGAGGUAGUGGCUCUGCUCUUCUCAGAUGUCCUUCUGAUGACCAAAGUCCAGAAGAAAGGAGAGCGGCUAAAGGUAGUUCGACCUCCUCUGGCCCUCGACAGAACGUACUGCAUACCAUUAAAAGAUGGCUGCUCAUUUGUUCUUGUGGAGGUAGGUGAGCUCCAGAGUGCUAUGAAUGUCUACAUUUUGGCAGCCAGCACCUCAGAGAGCUGUUCCAAAUGGGUCAUCACCACCCAACAGGCAAAGGAAAAACUGCACGACCUGAGAGAGACGGAGCGCAUCAGACAACUGCAAAAGUGGAAAAUCCAACACCUGGGGGCCAAACCUGUUACAGAUGCUAAAAUAGACUAUUUGGAGACGGAUGAACAAGCUGUUACACGAUCAAGGGGAGAGACUUUUGUUGAUGAACUUACCGAGGAUCUUAUUAUGCCUCAAUCAAUCAAUGGUAUGUUGGCAGCUAGACAUGCUGAGGAACAGUAUGAACCUACAGGUGAUUUGGCCCCCAACAACACUGGUUUACGUCUUUUGCAAUCCAAGCUCUAUGACAACAACCGCACAUUGUCUCAUCACGGCUUUGCUCGUCAACAGCACCCAGUCCAGGGAUAUGAGUGGAUAGAAAUGGGAGUGAGAGGAGAACGAUUUGGGAUGAAUCCAGGGGAAAAGGGAAAAAUUGUUGAGUCUACAAUAACAAAGGGGGGAAGAGUGGUUGGCUUAAACCACAAGGUGCAAUCUGCUCCAAAUCUGGAUUACUUCCAUCAAAAUACUGCAGGUAACCUGUCAAGACACAACACAGUUGGACCACAUGCUCUCUUACUAGGUGAAUAUCCAGAUAUUGACUACCCGAUGGAUGAAGAAACUUCUUCACAAUCUUCUUACCAAGCCACAACUGCCAGGGAAGGGCUUGAGGUUUUAAGACAACCAGGAGAAGGAGGGAUAUCAACAAGGAGAGAAUCAGAUUCCCAGUUUGUGGAGCAGGACACAAGGAGGAAUACUGACUUCAGCCAGCCUGGGGAUUUAGAUGUACCUCCAGAGAUGUGGGGUUUCUCGAAGAAUUUGAAGUCACCUGGUUUACGGAGAAGGAGACCAGCCAGCGCCCAUCAGGGUUUCUCCAUGGCGAUGUCUGGACAGUUCUUUCAGGACCCAUCAAACAACUUUUCCCUCCCCAGCUCUGACACUGAAUACAAUCCAAAUAAUAAGAGAAACUCUCUUCCUUCUGGCCAUAGCUCAGGUACACUCAAAGUGCUGAAGCUGAGCUCCCUGAAGCCAAACCAGGGGAUGUUUUGGGACUUGCAUGAUAGAGUCUCUCCAGACCCACAAACAAUGUCUGAAUCUGAACUGCCUGAUGUUUACUAUUACAGCAAAAGGCCCCUAAUGAAAACCAAAAGGAGUGCCUCCAAUCCUAACAUCAUCAUCCAAGGAGACCAUGGACUUAGCCGGCACUCCAGUAGCCUAUACGCACUUCCCCUUGCAGAGGAUACAGGACACAAUCAAAACGGAAACGUCUCACCCCUGGACGGUCUUCUGGAAAGAGCCAAAGAGAGAGGGAAGGAAAGAGACGGAUUAAGAAGAAACAGAUAUUUGAAAGUGCCUAAUAUGAGAUCGAGGCAUCGUCCUAUUUCUCCUUCAUUUUCCACCACACCAUCACCACCACCCAGUGAUGGAGACAGAGACCCAGAGUGGGAGGAGGAGGUGGAGCUGAUGAGACACAGAGCCCUGACAGUGAGUCAAGGAUGGAGGGAGCAACUGGUGGAUGGGGAUGAAGAUGACAGGAGGGACAGUGUUGUCUUUAUGGACGGUGUAAACGUGGACUGGUCGGGUUGGUGCUUCGAUGACGAUGAAGUCUUGGAUCAUUUACAGCCUGGAGUCGAGGGGCUUCUGGAGGGCAUCAGCCGAUCUUUGGCCUUGAGGGAUCUCCCAAGAGUUUCAGAGCAAGAUGAUGGGGAGGUCAGCCAAGUGUAGCUUUGAGACUUGACUACAAAGUCCUGUAGCCACUGAGUGGAUCAGGAACUAGACUUCCCGCCAGUUACUUAAAAUUCAGUCUGUGUAUGUAAACCACAGAGAGGAAGAGGAACAAGGACAGAGGGUUUUCUUUUUAAUGAAGUUCUGAAGAACUCGAAAAAGACAAAUGCUAAGUCUUCAGUCUGGAUAUAUGAACAUUUUUCAUUUGUGUUAAAUAAUGACAUAUAUAUUUUUUAUAACAAUAUUUAAAUAUGUAGCAGUAAUAUUUUGUGUAAAUACAAUAAAAAGUAUUUUUU